Messenger RNA from Adineta steineri, 447 nucleotides. The record is from the annotation of a GenBank genome assembly. NCBI's taxonomy places the organism in Eukaryota, Metazoa, Rotifera, Eurotatoria, Adinetida, Adinetidae.
AUGCCUCGUGGUGCUUCUGGUUCAUCGAAAAAAGCUAACAAAGAUCCAAAUGCUCCAAAACGACCAUUAUCAGCAUUCUUUCUCUUUUCACAAGAUGAACGACCUGAUAUAAAGAAAAAGAGUCCAUCAUUGUCUGUUGGCGAUAUUUCUAAAGAAAUUGGUGCCCGAUGGAAAAAAGUCACUGAUGAUACUAAAAAACGUUAUGAACAAAAGGCUGCAGUUGAAAAACAAAAAUAUGAGCAACGUCUUUCAGAAUAUAAAAAGAGUGGUGGUGGCGGCGGUGGUGGUUCACCUGCUAAAGCUAGUAAAGGUGGAGCAAAAGCAUCUUCAAGCAAAAAAGCAUCACCAAAGAAACCUGUUGGUAAAAAAGCACCAGCUAAAGCAAAAUCAUCGGAUGAAGACAAUGAUGACGACGAUGAAGAUGAUGACGAUGAAGAUGAAGAUUAA